This is a messenger RNA of Hermetia illucens (black soldier fly), 1922 nucleotides long. It is a transcript of the gene Srp54, whose product is annotated as probable splicing factor, arginine/serine-rich 7. Bases 114 to 1634 code for a protein of 506 amino acids. The transcript has 2 exons. The record is from RefSeq and is a predicted model, not a curated record. Gene Ontology annotation, molecular function: RNA binding. Gene Ontology annotation, cellular component: nucleoplasm. NCBI's taxonomy places the organism in Eukaryota, Metazoa, Arthropoda, Insecta, Diptera, Stratiomyidae.
UUUUCUGAGCAAAGUGUCAUGGCGUGGUCAAACGUUUCUCGUACUUGGUUGAGUUUAGUUUAAAUACGCGGGUCGGAAGUGUGUGGAUUGCAAAGUGAAAGUUUAUUUUCGCCAUGGCGGGCGGAGGUACGUCUUCCUCCACAAAAGUGGUGCAAAUAACAAAUAUUGCACCGCAGGCUACGAAGGAUCAGAUGCAAAACUUGUUCGGCAACAUUGGAAAAAUUGAUGAGAUCCGGCUUUAUCCGACGGUCCGAGAUGUAUCCUGCCCGGUGCAGUCGCGCAUUUGCUACGUUAAGUACUUCGAAAGCAACUGCGUUCCGGUGGCCCAGCACCUCACCAACACUGUUUUCAUUGAUCGCGCUUUGAUAGUGAUUCCCGUGCAGAGCAUUCCCGAUGAGUACCGCGCGUUGGAGAUGUCCAAGAACGGCACCAUUGUGCCGGGUCUGCAGAAGUCAGACUCGAAACUUCCGCCCGAGGUAGUGAACCGAAUUGACGGCGUCCCGCCCCAACAGGUGAUCAGAACUCAUGACCCAAAGUUGGACGAAAAUCAUCUCCCUCCAUAUCCGCCGCUACCAUUUCAUUAUGAUUCGCGGCGCGUAGAAGAAAUUCGUCGCACAAUUAUUGUCUGCGACGUGAGGAGCGACUGGCGGUUGGACGAUUUGAUGAGUUAUUUCGCCCGAGCUGGGGAAGUAAAAUACGCGCGAUGGGCUGAAAAGGACAACAAGACAUACGCUAUGAUUGAGUUCUGCGAUCAGCGUAGCAUCAUUGACGCACUGAAAAUGCAAGGAAGUGAAUUCAAAGGAUCUCUCCUGAAUGUUUACCACGCAACCGAUUCAAUCGUAAAACCAGAAGCAAAAAGCAACGAAGCAGCUCAACGUGAAAUUGAAGAGGCAAUGUCAAUUGUGAAAGAAGCUCAAAGUAUGAUUUCGGCUGCUAUUGACCCUGUUAUCGGCAUGUUAGCGAAAGACAAACGCCGACGAUCACGUUCGCGAUCUCGGUCGCGUGAACGACGACGUUCUAGAUCACGUUCGAGGAGACGUUCUAGAUCCAGACGUAGAUCACGUUCACGGACACGCAAGCGUUCGCGAAGCAAAUCUAAACGUCGAUCACGUUCUCGAUCCAAACGUUCCCCCUCGCGCAAGCGAUCGCGUUCACGAUCAAAACGAUCACGAAGCCGUCGCCGAUCACGUUCACAUUCAAAAAAGUCACGAUCUAGAGAACGUCGCCGUCGUUCACGCUCUCGUCGUCACGAACGUAGCGUUUCGCGUAAUAGUCGCUCGCGCCGUUCACGUUCACGCAGCAAACGUUCACGUUCUCGUGAUCGUAAGCGAUCACAUCGCAAAGAAGAUAAAUCCCGUCGAACACGAUCGCGAAGUAAACGACGCUCACCAUCACGUACCCGAUCGAGUCGUUCCAAGGAUGUUAAAUCAAGCUCAAGCUCUUCAAAACGACGGUCGCGUUCCGCUGAAUCUAGGAAAUUGAAAAAGAUUCCCGAAGAACCGAUUGUUCGCGACUAUGAUGCAGAGGAGAAAUUGGGCCAAACUGGAGGGGAUCAGGCGCUGGCUAGUCAGGAUCGCAAGAAAUCACCCAGCGUAGAAAAGUCAGAUAAUAUGGACAUCUCAAAUUCACCGUGAGCACGAGGUAUAUCUCGUGCCAGGUUUUCAUGAUUUUGACAGUUUAAGAGACGUAGAGAUAGUGUCGACUACCGCAUGUGGGCACCUUUGAAUGGAAAAUAUUAGUAAGUGAUUAACCAAUGCAAAGCCUUUUGCAUUAUUUAUACUUAACGUCAGAUAUUUUGUGAAUAUGCGUUCUUGAAAGAGAUUUUAAUGUGAAAGUUUACUCCAAUUAAUUCGAUGAUUACAUCAAUUGCACAUUCAUGAGUUUGUUUUGCUGAGUAAAAGGUAAAUUUAUUCAACCAGAAA